Molecule: messenger RNA, 957 nt
Organism: Polypterus senegalus (gray bichir)
Lineage: Eukaryota; Metazoa; Chordata; Cladistia; Polypteriformes; Polypteridae
Product: olfactory receptor class A-like protein 1
Exons: 1
Coding region: 1-957 (318 amino acids)
Biological process (GO): G protein-coupled receptor signaling pathway
Cellular component (GO): membrane
Molecular function (GO): pheromone receptor activity
Source: RefSeq, a predicted model, not a curated record
AUGGACACCAGAGCAAUCGUCAAAGCUUCUAGUUUUCUUAUAAUCACAAUCAUCAGCAUUCCAACCAACCUGCUUGUCUGCUGCGCUUUCCUGCACAACCGCUUCACUGAGGCCAAGCUCCUAGCGGCCGAUAUCAUUAUUUGCAACCUGGCCUUUGCCAACCUCAUGGUUGCCGUAAUUCGAAGCAUCCCACAGACAAUAGCUGCCUUGGGCUAUGUGAACCUCUUUGAUGACGUUGGCUGUAAAAUUACAAUCUUCUCCUUCCGUGCCUUCCGGGGCCUCUCUAUUAGCCUUACUUGCCUGCUUUGUGUCUACCAGGCUGUAGCCAUUUCACCUGCCACUUCUGUACUCGCCCCACUGAAAACGAGAAUCCCUCAGUAUCUGAUGUACAUCAUCAUAUUCCUCUAUUUCCUGUACUACUCCACCAGUGUUAUGACUGCCCUUAAUGCUGUUUUUAACCUCUUUAACAACACCAUUCCUCCAUACACAUUGAAUUUAGAGUACUGUUUUAUUUUGCAUAAGGACUACUUUACAUAUAUCUCGAUAGGUUUUGGGGUCAUGUCCAGAGACCUUGUGUUCAUAGUGCUAAUGAUCAUCAUGAGUGGCUAUAUCCUAAAACUUCUUUAUCAACAUGGUCAAAAAGUAAAGAGCAUCCGCAGUUCAGAUCGUAGUCAAAAGGAAGGGAGAGCAGAAACCAAAGCUUCAAGGGCAGUGGUCACCUUGGUCAUCUUGUAUGUUGUCUUCUUUGGCAUUGACAAUGUCAUCUGGCUGUACACCAUGACCAUCUCAAGGGUGACACUUCUUAUUUCUGACAUCCGGGUCUUCUUUGCAACCCUUUACACUUCAGUAUGUCCCAUUGUGGUCAUCACGACUAAUCCAAAAGUCCAGAGGAAAUUAAAACUUGUCAAGAUGAAGAGAGAAAUCCAGCCGACAGAGAGCAGUACAUGUACGUUGUAA